This is a messenger RNA of Stylophora pistillata, 2262 nucleotides long. RefSeq names its product transmembrane prolyl 4-hydroxylase. Gene Ontology annotation, biological process: peptidyl-proline hydroxylation to 4-hydroxy-L-proline. Gene Ontology annotation, molecular function: procollagen-proline 4-dioxygenase activity; L-ascorbic acid binding; iron ion binding. NCBI's taxonomy places the organism in Eukaryota, Metazoa, Cnidaria, Anthozoa, Scleractinia, Pocilloporidae. The record is from RefSeq and is a predicted model, not a curated record. Gene Ontology annotation, cellular component: endoplasmic reticulum.
UCACCUCUAUCGAGUUUGAAGCGACGUUAGCAUAGAAUUCAAAAUAUGAUAAUUUAUACUAGUUAUGUCUGGGCUUUAUCUGCCCUGUUUGGAUUUGUGAGCUGUUAUGUUGGAAAUCAAAUCAAUCUCUCUUGUGAAAACGGCGUGUGUUCCAGACAAGCGGAUCAAGGACCAUGUGUUGUUAGCGACGACUACGAACGCCUUUUUAGAUGGGACCCAGUCAAGAGAGGUCAAGUGAGAGAAUUAGAGUUAGAGCCUGGGAAAAAAUACAAGAUGAUAACUUUAGCCUCUAAACCUCCGGUGUUUGAACUUCCUGAUUUUCUAAGCGACGAAGAAAGUGAGCAUAUAAUCGAUCUAGCUGAAAUGUUCGGCCUUGAAAAUAGCCUCAUGCACACGGAUGAAUUUCAAGAACAACAUAAGAAAGAGGUGAAAGGGCACGCAAUGGGAGCUGCUGGAUUAUAUCUGAGCUGGGACAAAAAUCAGGACAAGGAGAUAACCAAAGACGAGGUAAUUCACUUUUCACGCAGAUAUAAGUUUCUUUACAUGACUCCAGAGGAAGUCGACGACAUGAUAAAGAAAUUGAAGAUCAGAGAGUUUGAUGAUGGGAGAGUGACAGUCCAAGAAUUUCGUAAACUACCAACGGCUGCUAUGGACGACUACAUGAACAAGCUGAAAGAAUUAUCACCAGUUCACCGUGAACGAAACAGCCACCAAACCUGGCUACAUCAGGGAAAGUUUGCUAGUAAAACCAUGCAAAAGUUACGAGAAAGAAUAAAAAAACUAACAAGGCUAUCCGAUCGUAUCAUUCGUGGUAGUGAACCUUUACAGGUGGUGAAGUAUGAUAAAAAUGGUCAUUACAAUGUUCACCACGAUGCACAGCCGGUGGCUUCUCAUUCGCACCUCAAGUGCUGUCACCUGAACGUCACCAAGAUACCAGCCUGCAGACUUUGUAGAUACGUUACUAUACUAUAUUACCUAAAUGACGUCGAGGAGGGCGGAGAAACAGCUUUUCCAGUUGCUGACAAUGAAACGUUCGAUCAACAGUUGUACAUCAAAACCAUGAGCGAUGAUUUAUUCAACUUGAUGGAAUUCUGCCAUGCUGCCAAACUAGUGGUCCCCCCAAAGCGAGGCAAGGCUAUCAUGUGGUAUAAUCACUUCGUGGACGAAGAGACUGGCUGGCUGGGAGAAAGGGACGAUUACACCCUUCACGGGGGGUGUGGGGUGCAGAGGGGAAUCAAAUGGAUUGCAAAUAACUGGAUUACUGCCCCUGACGCACCACUUGCGCACAUAAGAAGUAACUUUGAAAUCAAAGAAGAAGAAGAAGAAAAACUUUGAACUCAUAAAAUUUUGAGAUAAACUGAAUCUAGCGCUUUUCUGUGCGGUAUUUAGCAUUUUUAGGUAGUGAUCAUGAUUUAAAAUUCUGUCUUUGUUCGAGUCGAAUUAACUUUCAGAGUAAAUGAUUUUAAGUUACUGGUAAAACAAAUUGCAAAGCCAUUUCAGGAUUUUCAACUUUUUUAACAUUAUUCUUGAAAGAUUGUAUGCCAUGAGUCUACUGUGGCUGUUAACUUAUUACCCCAAACAAAGUCACCAGUCCACAGUUAGGCUCUUUCCGGAACAUGACGUAAAGUUAAAAUAUUGAACUGAAGUUAGGUAAAUGAUUUAAUUAGAUAAAAGUGACUCCUUUUUUUACAACCGGCUGUGUCAAGUUUAAUUACGUUGUACUGACUCCAUCCAUUGAUUUGCCGUCACUGUAUGUGAAUGACGCCAUGGCACCGUUUAUGGCGCACAUAUCUUUUGCCUAAGAUCAUUGCUACAUGUCUUUUGGCUUUUUUCGAACAGUGCAUCUCUCCAGCGAACAGCUCAGUUAGACUUAAUAUUUACGUUUUUUCUAUUCUUAUUGCUUUUAGUAUAUUUAAAUCCUAACGGACGCACUCAAAUCUACAACUGAAAUGACUCCUGGCGAACUGAAUUGCAAAUGAAUAGUUUUUCAGUUAGUGAUAAGAAAUAAUUAAUUUUCUCAAGUUUGAUAGCUAUUGCACUAUGUAAGUUCAUCUGCAGUUUUAGCAGUCGUAGUAAUCUUUGUAUUCUGCUAUUGGUAUUAUGAUUUCAGUCCUCCAUUUUUACGCCUGUCCGGCAAUACUCUUAAUUGUGUUAAUCCAAAAUAGAUCAGCAUCGUAUCCAGGGGGAAUAGCAUUACUUCUUAACGUGUAAACCAGUCUGAGUACCGUGGGCUCUUAUCUGAGUCAAUUUGGUAAGAAUACA